AUGGGUGUGGUGAUUCCACUAGUGUCAGUUACUGCAUUCUGGCUACUCAUCGGUGUUGGAGGGCCAUUUCUUGUCCCAAAAGGUCCCAACAGGGGUAUUAUUCAAACAAUGAUAAUAAUGACCGCGGUGUGUUGUCAUCUGUUCUGGAUUAUGAUCUACUUGCAUCAGUUGAACCCACUUAUUGGUCCUCAAAUCAACGUCAAGACGAUCCGUUGGAUUUCGCUGAAAUGGGGAGACUCGCCUACGCCUGUUCCACUCGGUCAGUAA
Messenger RNA from Necator americanus (New World hookworm), 267 nucleotides. RefSeq lists its product as uncharacterized. Gene Ontology annotation, cellular component: plasma membrane proton-transporting V-type ATPase complex; proton-transporting V-type ATPase, V0 domain. The record is from RefSeq and is a predicted model, not a curated record. The coding region runs from base 1 to 267 and encodes 88 amino acids. Gene Ontology annotation, molecular function: proton-transporting ATPase activity, rotational mechanism. The transcript has 3 exons. Gene Ontology annotation, biological process: proton transmembrane transport. NCBI's taxonomy places the organism in Eukaryota, Metazoa, Nematoda, Chromadorea, Rhabditida, Ancylostomatidae.